Molecule: messenger RNA, 1092 nt
Organism: Venustampulla echinocandica
Lineage: Eukaryota; Fungi; Ascomycota; Leotiomycetes; Helotiales; Pleuroascaceae
Exons: 3
Coding region: 1-1092 (363 amino acids)
Source: RefSeq, a predicted model, not a curated record
AUGGGGCGCUGGGGGAACUUGGCGGCCGAGAUUCGCUUGAUGAUCCUCGAAAUGGUACUGGAGGGUUACAGCUUCAAAUCCGAACCGUACGCCCGCGCUAGAUAUGCCAGCGUCUGUCGGGAGUGGCAACCGGUCUUCGAACAGAGGAACUUUCAGCGACUUGUUCUCGACCAAGCGCGUAUAUAUGGCCUUGAAGAAUUUAUGGGUAAGGAGGCUACUAGCCACAGACGAGAUUACCUCAAGCACCUGUUUCUUCGUGUCAGGCUUGACGAGUACGACUGCACAGUCUGCCAAUCAAAAGAGGACAAUGAAACAAUUAAGAAUAAUAACGGUAUCUUUAGCAAAGCUGUCUGGAAUUUGCUGAUCAUCCUAUCCAAGUGGACCAGAUCCGCCUGUAGUCGCGGCCGUGGUGGCCGUCAACAAGGGCUGACAUUGGAACUUGGCGCCUACUCCCCGAGCGACUCCAAGCACACAUUCAGGGACUUUCGCCUCGAGCACGACUACCCGUACCAAGAAAGAAAUGACUUGGAGAUGGAUUGGGAUACGUACAAGCUACGAGCCGACAGACUUGGGCUCGAUAGCUUGAAUGACUUAUAUCAUAGGUGGGUUGACGGCCAUCGGGACCGUUUAAGCUUGGAAUCAAAACAGAGAAUAAUGGGAACAUUAACUAUUGACCUCGACCUUCCUGAAUUCUCCGCGUUCUCCCAUAUAUUCCCAAAAGUCGAGAUUAUAACGGGCCUGCUUAUCCGUCGACAGUUCUAUCGGAAAAUCGCGAUAUGGAAUGGUGGCGAAGGGCAUGCUUGUCUCUUCCGAUACGAGUACAGCAACGAUGUUGGCAAGCCUCAGAUUACCUGGGCAAGCAACUGGGGCAUUAACGUGCAGCUGGACUAUGACGUUGUCCAAUGCUGGGCAGAUUUGCCGAAGCAUAGGCACCUUCCCCAUGGCAAUCUUACAACUGCAGUUGAUCGGAUCCCAAGGAGAUUUAAGCAGGUGAAGACUUUUGCUACUGCAAUUCGUUACUUAAAACUGCGCGGUACCGUCUUGGAUCUCAUGUCGGAUUAUCAGCUAUCCUGGGAGCAACAUAAUCCCUAA